AUGAAGUUUUUGUGCCUUAUUAUAUCUGCUAUCCUAAUCCUGAGUCUGGCUUCUCAACUGGAGGCUCGCCAGCGUUUCUACUGCCUGUGGAGCACCAAAAGGUCCUGCUCCAAGAGCACUCCCAGAUGCAUCCGACUGCAAACUGGGACAGAUGCUACGGCCAUGACGGCCAUCUAUACUUGCAAGUACUAUCGCAGCGAUUGCAAGUAUCUGCUCGAUAUGUGCAAGGGCGAGACAAGUUUUGGCCAACUUGGAACAACGGUGGAUGUGCAAACCUAUUGUAUUAAUAAUAAUAUCCCUAUUGGAGGAACUGGAGUCUGCACAUAA
Drosophila takahashii is the source of this 327-nucleotide messenger RNA. RefSeq lists its product as uncharacterized. The record is from RefSeq and is a predicted model, not a curated record. NCBI's taxonomy places the organism in Eukaryota, Metazoa, Arthropoda, Insecta, Diptera, Drosophilidae.